ACCCUACUCAGCCCCGCCUCUGCCAGGGCGGAUGUUGCUGCUGGCCCGACCGUCUCCCCCCUCCACCCGAUGGUGUCGGCUGCGAGGUUCCCGCGAGAUUUCGUGUGCUCGAAGUCCCAGGGUGUGCGGGUUGAGUGAGGUGGGCUGCCUUCGCCGACUGGAACGAGAUGCAGUCGGAUGACCUUGUCUGGGACACUCUUGGCAACAAACAGUUCUGCUCUUUCAAGAUCAAGACAAAAACACAGAACUUCUGCCGGAAUGAGUUUAACAUAACUGGCCUGUGCAACCGUUCCUCCUGUCCCUUGGCCAACAGCCAAUAUGCUACUAUCAAGGAAGAGAAAGGGCAGUGUUUCCUUUACAUGAAGACCAUUGAGCGUGCUGCUUUCCCCAGUCGGUUAUGGGAAAGGGUCCGUCUGAGCAAGAAUUACGAGAAAGCGCUGGAGGAGAUCGAUGAGAACCUCAUCUACUGGCCCCGCUUCAUCCGGCACAAAUGCAAGCAGCGCUUCACCAAGAUCACACAGUACCUGAUCAGAAUCCGCAAGCUGACGCUCAAGAGACAGAGGAAGCUUGUCCCCUUAAGUAAGAAAGUUGAACGGCGAGAGAAAAGACGAGAGGAAAAAGCCCUGAUUGCUGCUCAGCUGGACAAUGCCAUUGAAAAAGAAUUGCUGGAGAGACUCAAGAAGGAGACGUAUGGUGAUAUAUACAACUUCCCCAUCCACGCCUUUGAUAAAGCUCUGCAACAGCAGGAGGCCGAGAGUGAGUCCGACUCUGAUACAGAGAAAAAUGAGGAGGAGAAGGACUCAAACAAGAGGGAGUUUGUGGAGGUGGAUGAGAGUGAUCUCAGUGACUUCGAGGAUAUGGAUAAACUGGAAACAAGCAGCGAAGAGGAAGAAGAGGCCACAUCCAGUGAAGAGGAGGAGGAAGAGAGAAGUGGUCAGCCCAAGUCAAAGGGCAAAGCACCACUGAAGGGGCCAGUCAGGAGGAAACGACCCUAUAUUGAAAUAGAAUAUGAGCAGGAAACAGAGCUGCUGCCUAAAUCAAAAGCGACGUGACGACUCUUAAAGGGAGGAAGCCAAAUCUGAGAACUGUAUUGGGUGAAGAGAUGCCUGCGUCUCCUCAUCUCUAGAACUUUUACAACCCAGGAGGCUGCCACAGACCUUCCACCUGACUGAAAACUGGGGUGGUGAAGCUAAGGGGUGCAUGGCAGGAGGAACUAAAAAUUCAGAUUCUGAAAUGUUAUUUUUAUACUUGUUUGCUUUGGAUGUCCCUCAGUGUCUAAAUAAAACCACAGCAGCCUUUGUACAUGAUCUUAAAA
Messenger RNA from Heteronotia binoei (common prickly gecko), 1315 nucleotides. It is a transcript of the gene MAK16, whose product is annotated as MAK16 homolog. Gene Ontology annotation, biological process: maturation of LSU-rRNA; maturation of 5.8S rRNA. Bases 168 to 1052 code for a protein of 294 amino acids. Lineage: Eukaryota; Metazoa; Chordata; Lepidosauria; Squamata; Gekkonidae. The record is from RefSeq and is a predicted model, not a curated record. Gene Ontology annotation, cellular component: preribosome, large subunit precursor; nucleolus. The transcript is spliced from 10 exons.